GUGUGAGGUGUGCACCGAUGUCUGUACUUUCCUGCUGUAUUAUCAUCAUAAACAUUACUGUCCUGAUAUUACACACACACACACACACACACACACACACACACACACACACACUGUGUCUGGCUACCAAUCAUUUACUUAAUUACUAUCUGAGCUCAUAACUGAGUCAAACACACGCAGCAGUGCGAGAUGGAAUAAAAGCUCGUCUGCUCUCUCCGUCUUCAUCCGGAACCGUCCACCAGAGCGAGACGUUCUUCAUCUGCGGGAUCAGGUGAGGAACACAGCAAGAUGUUUUCUAUAAGUUCCAUUUGCACAGUAAUGUUUAGUGAACUUAUUGCUAACAGCUGGAUGAUAUUUGCAGGUUCUUGUGUUCUUCUGAGAUCAUGUGGAGCGCCGUGUUCUGUUUCUCAAUCAUCUCAGCGGUCUCUGCAGCACCGCUCUACAGUUUCCUGCAGCAUUAUGGAAACCCGAUGCAAUCAGGACCGUCCAAUCAGGCUGCGAACGACAUGUUCUCGCCAUUACAUCCCCACGCUGGAAUGACCACGCCCAUCAGUAUGGAGAUUCUUCUUCCACCAAGAUUCCCAGGAUCUGCAGGAGGACAAGGAUCUGGACCUGUGAGUUGAUUACUCACUUUUAAAACUGUGAUUGUGCUGAGACAUGGUAACUGGGGUCUG
Messenger RNA from Ictalurus furcatus (blue catfish), 674 nucleotides. RefSeq names its product secretory calcium-binding phosphoprotein 5 (gene scpp5). The transcript has 4 exons. The record is from RefSeq and is a predicted model, not a curated record. Bases 384 to 623 code for a protein of 79 amino acids. NCBI's taxonomy places the organism in Eukaryota, Metazoa, Chordata, Actinopteri, Siluriformes, Ictaluridae.